This is a messenger RNA of Thalassophryne amazonica, 4302 nucleotides long. It is a transcript of the gene nfat5b, whose product is annotated as nuclear factor of activated T cells 5b. Lineage: Eukaryota; Metazoa; Chordata; Actinopteri; Batrachoidiformes; Batrachoididae. Gene Ontology annotation, biological process: calcineurin-NFAT signaling cascade; regulation of transcription by RNA polymerase II; cytokine production. The transcript has 13 exons. Gene Ontology annotation, molecular function: RNA polymerase II cis-regulatory region sequence-specific DNA binding; DNA-binding transcription factor activity, RNA polymerase II-specific; transcription factor binding. Bases 131 to 3973 code for a protein of 1280 amino acids. The record is from RefSeq and is a predicted model, not a curated record. Gene Ontology annotation, cellular component: transcription regulator complex.
GGUCCAACUUAUAAGUGCUGCGCUUUGAACUCAGGUCGAAAAAUUUUUUUGGGGGGGGGUGCUUUUUUAAUCGUUAAAGAGAAAAUUAAAUCGUCAGUGUGUGUCCUGUUUCUUGCUGUGAGGGUUUGCGAUGCCCUCUGACUUUAUCUCCCUUUUCAGCGGGGACCUCGACCUGAAUGCUCCCAGAGCCUUCUACUCCAAAGAAUCUGUUUAUGAACUCUUGCCAUUCUCCACUCAGCAAACAACGUCAGCCAUGAGUCAAAAGAGUGGCGGAGAGGCAGGGCCUCCCCCUUCAGCUGCUCUAGCAUCAGAUAUAAUCACCUCUUCUACGAACAUGGGAGGCCCCCACACCGCUUUUCCCAAGUCUUCCUGCCCAGCCAUCCAUUCUGCUGCUUUGGCCAGCGAUCAGAACCUGUUUAACAGCAUUGAUCCAGAGGACAGCAGGAAUGGCAGAGGGGUGUCAGAGAUUCUCGGGGCAGAGGAGGAUAAUGACAAUGCUAAGAGUGCUGGCAGCUGCAGGGCAAACGGCGAAGUAGGAGGAAGAAGCGCAACACCCCAAGAAACCCAGCCAUACCACCAGACAACCCCAUCUAAGCGCCGCACUGUGCUCAAUAUAUCUCCACCUCCUGAAGACCUGUUUGACGACAGCCGCAUGUCCUGCCAGGAUGAAGCAUCUCUGGACUCGGAACAAAGCAACAGCAUCUGGAUGGAGGACUCUCUCUCCAGCUUCAGCAUCAUCAGCUCUAUGUCAUAUAAUGACAACACAGAGGUGCCACGAAAGUCCCGCAAACGUACUCCUCGCCAGAGGCCUGGUCCCAAGUCUGUACCUGCAGAGGAAGCCAGUAUGGAUGUGUUUGAUGCAGACAGUGCCAAAGGGCCACAUUUUGUUCUCUCACAGCUCAGCCCUGACAACAAAGCUUGCACAAAAGGAAGUUCUCCAGAUGAUCAUCAGAUAACUAAUCAAAAAGGAGGAACUCUUUCAGUUCAAUACCCACAGAAGUGUGAGGGGAAGGAACUGAAGAUCCUUGUCCAGCCUGAGACUCAGCACCGAGCGCGCUAUCUGACAGAAGGCAGUAGAGGGUCAGUAAAAGACCGCACUCAGCAGGGCUUCCCUACUGUAAAGCUGGAGGGAGUGAACGAGCCAGUGAACUUGCAAGUGUUUGUGGGCAACGAUGCUGGACGAGUGAAGCCACAUGGAUUUUACCAAGCUUGUAGGGUGACUGGUCGCAAUACUACAGCUUGCAAUGAGGUGGAUAUUGAAGGAACAACUGUUAUUGAGGUGUCCCUCGACCCAAGCACGAAUAUGACAUUGGCGGUGGACUGCGUUGGAAUCUUGAAGCUCCGUAAUGCUGAUGUUGAGGCUCGUAUUGGUGUGGCUGGAUCAAAAAAGAAGAGUACACGGGCUCGACUUGUGUUUCGGGUCAGAAUCCACCGUCCAGAUGGUUCAGUGCUCACACUGCAGACUUCAUCAUCUUCAAUCCUGUGUACCCAGCCUGCAGGAUUACCUGAAAUCCUGAAGAAGUCGCUACAUACUUGCUCAGUAAGGGGUGGAGAAGAACUGUUCAUCAUUGGAAAGAACUUUCUUAAAGACACCAAAGUCAUAUUUCAAGAGAAUGUAUCUGAUGAGAACUCAUGGAAAGCAGAGGCUGAAAUUGACAUGGAACUCUUUCACCAGAAUCACUUGAUAGUAAAAGUUCCUCCAUACCAGAACCAGUCCAUCACCAGUGCAGUGUACGUGUGGAUUUAUGUGGUGACGAAUGCUGGAAGAUCUCAUGAUGUUCAGCCUUUUACUUACACCCCUGGCUCAGCUAAUCCUGAUGUUUCUGUGAAGAAAGAGACUGCCUCUCCAGUGAAGACCUGUCCUUAUGAUGAUCAAAUUAAAGCUCUGGACGGUGCCUUAAUGCCUUCAGUGGUGCCUUCAAUAAAGAGAGAAGAAGUCACACCAAUGGAAGUUUCUAGCAACGUCCAACCUCAUGGGGCAUUUAAGCAGGCUGCAGAUGUCAGAGGUCCAGCCCAACAGAGCACAGAUGUUUCUUUCAGUCAUCUGGAUAAGAACAGACCAUUCUCCAAUAAUCUGUCUCAGCCUGCAGGUGACUCUGACAAUGACCAGAGUCCGAUCUUUAACAAUGCAGAGCCCCUAAGCACUAUCCAGAAGCAGGACAUUGUUCCCACCAGGUCCCAUCUUGUAGAUGCUCUGGUCCAACAAGGCUCCCAGAAGUUCCUCCUGGAAACCAGAGAGAAUCUUGGGCAGGAGAGGCCAGGAAGCAGUUCUCCGACUAUGAGGAGGCUGUGUAGAGAACCUGCAUCCCAGCAGCAGCAGUUAUCACAUUUUCCCUCAGAAGAUGUUGCCCAUUUGGAAGAGGCAGUGAGACAACUCAAAGCCAAAGGGUUCUGUAGCUUAACACUGCAGCCUGAUAACCGGAUGGCUAAACAGCAGCAGCAACAUAUCCAACACCACCAGCAGAUCCAAGAACAACAAAUUCAGCAGCAGCAGCAGGUUUUGGAGAACAUUCAGCAGCAGAUUUUGCAGUCACAGAUCCAAAUGCAAUGUGGUAUAUUCCAGGAAGUCUCCUCCCAGGGGAAAAAUACAGAGCAGCAGGGCUCACCACAGGGAGUAAUGCCAAGUCAGGGAACUAUUUUCCAGCAGGCCCAGCAGCAGCAGCAACAAGCAGCUCUGUUUCAGCAGUCCAAUGACCUCUUUCCUAUUCAAACCAACUUCCUCCAACAGACACCCUCACCUCCUAUUUUCCACAAUCCCACUUCUUUGGCUAAACCUCAAGACCCACAAGGGACAGUGUUUUGUGCUCAGAAAGCCCCUCACACACAAGAUCAGGUCCAGGCUGGGCUCUUUCAGGAAAGUAUUCAAGUACUGAGUGGAACAACUGUUUCCCCAGAGCACCAGCCCUCAACCUCCAGCAUCUUCCUUCAUCAGAAUUCUCUAAACUCUCAGCUUUCAACCAGCAGUACCCAACAGCAGCAACAACAGCUGGCCUUCCUCAGUGCACUGCAAACACCUGCACCUGAACCACAUUCAGUAUUUCAGCCUCAAACACAGCUCUCACCUAUUCAACAAAGGAGCCCUUUGGAGCAGCAGCAGCAGCCUUCCCAACCUCAUCCGCACACUCAGCCAUCCCAGCAGGCUUCCCUCUUUCAGAACAUUUCACCUCAUACAUCCACAAACACCCUUUCUCCAAGCCAGCAGCAACAAGCUGGCUUACUAUUCUGCAGUAAUCCCCUUUCCACACCAAAGCAGCCAUCCAGCCUCCUGUUCAGUAGUCAGGGCCAGAUGCCUCCCUUGACAAGCAGCAGUCUGGCUUCUCAAGAGCUUCCAAAUUCCACUGUGCUGUUAUCCCAAUCCAGGAUGGUUACAGUAAACCAGCAUGACUGCUCUGAAGCCAUGGCCAUAGGGAAUCCUGCUGAUCCACAUCAGCAAGUUCUGUUUCAUGAGCAACAGCCCAUGCAGUUAGGCAGCAACUCAAACAGCCACCAGGAGCAGCAUGUGGGUCUCUUCAUGCCCCAGGCUAACAUGGCGUCCCUACAGGGUGGACUUGGUGCUCAGGAGCUCACACAGCCAACCAUGUUUGCCACACAGAACAGUAUAUCAAGCCUCCAGACCACCUCCUCUUCUCCUGUUCAGCAACCAGGAACUCUGUUUCAGAGUGCUGUCAGUGGAACCAUGAGCCAGCCCAGCCAGCCUCAACAGCCUGCACUCUUCCUGUUUGGAAUUCAAGAUGAAUGUGACCCACUGAUAAACAGUCCGGGAAACACAGUGUCUGAUCAGCUUAUAGCACUCAGCCAGUUGGGUCAGAACCAAAGAGAGAGUGAUGCUUGCAUCCAGUCUCUGCUCAACCAAUCCUUGUCACAAUCCACGAUGGCGCAGAGCAGCAUGACUUCAUCACAGAACAUGGAGAAGAUCAACGACCUGUUGGUUAGCUUGCAAGAGUCUGGCAGCAGUUUAUCACAGUCAUACUAAAGCACAGGUUCACACAAUAUUCUGUUAUUUAUCACUGAUUACAUUUUGAAUAAGUUUAAGUUAUGGACAAAACACUAUCCGUUGAUAAUUGCAGGUUAAAUGUUCAUGUAUGGCCCCGCAUAAUGAAGGUGAAAGCAUGAAUUGUUUUACAUGUGCUUGCUUGGUGGUGUAAUAACAUUGGAUUGUUUUUCUGGCGGGCAGCACGAUGGAUUAGUGGUUAGCACUGUUGCCUCACAGUGAGAAGGUCAUGGGAUUGACUCCCACCUGUGGCCUUUCUGUGCGGCGUUUGCAUGUUCUCAUCAUGUUUGUGUGGGUUCCCUCCAGAUGCU